Molecule: messenger RNA, 2323 nt
Organism: Malus domestica (apple)
Lineage: Eukaryota; Viridiplantae; Streptophyta; Magnoliopsida; Rosales; Rosaceae
Product: tyrosine--tRNA ligase, chloroplastic/mitochondrial-like
Biological process (GO): tyrosyl-tRNA aminoacylation
Cellular component (GO): chloroplast stroma; mitochondrion; cytosol
Molecular function (GO): RNA binding; ATP binding; tyrosine-tRNA ligase activity
Source: RefSeq, a predicted model, not a curated record
UAUUAAUCCAAACAACUCCAUUUCCCUGCAUUUCCAUUGAAGUUCUCGUUUGCCUGCUUCGGUUGAAUCUCGAAUUCUCCAAAAAGCUCAAACCUUUUGAUGGCAGCACAGCCUGUAAAUUGGAAAAGCAGCGAAGAGGGUGGGGAGAGCUUGCCUUGUUGAAGGAGAGGAAGGAGAGAGAGGUGGAGAGAAAGUGAGCCUCGUUUGCCAUGAAAUUAUGCGAUGAUGAUGGAAACCUCAGCCAUCUUUUAAAAUGAACGGUCAUGAUUAAACCUUAGCAGAAAGCUCAAUCUUGUCCCAAAACCCGAUAGUGUGAAGUGCAGCAGCCACACCAGCCAAUGCCACUCCUCCACCCUUCCUGAGACUGCUCCUCUCUAUCAGGCAGCCAUUGCUGCCGCCUGUACCUCCAUUUCAUAUUUCGGCCUUUUGGUCAUAUAACAAAGGAGAAGCUGGCAGAAUUUUGACAGAAUCUUUUCACUAAGAUAGAUGGCUGAGUGCCGAAGAAUCAUUUUUUGGAGAGAGUGUGCUCAAGUUUGAAGGUUCUGAGAGGAAUUUAAUAAUGGCUGCUGCCACCACCUCAAGGGCCUUUCUCUACUCCCAUUACUACCGUAGUCUCCCAUUCUUCUUUCCCCCUCUUAGUACUGUGUCUAGGUUACCCACCGUUCGCAGAAAUAAGUUGAGGAAUCCAGUCAUUCUCUCUACCAUCAAGUGUUUUCAGUCCUUGUCCGGGCGUCCAAAUGUGGUUGAAAUUCUUGAAGAGAGAGGGUUGCUUGAAUCCAUCACCAGUGAGCAUUUAAGGCAAUCCUGUUCUGACCCCAAUCUCCCUCCUCUCAAAGUCUAUUGUGGGUUUGACCCAACUGCCGAAUCCUUGCACUUGGGAAACCUUAUUGGAAUUGUUGUCCUCUCAUGGUUCCAAAGAUGUGGGCAUCACCCCGUUGCUUUGAUCGGUGGUGCCACCGCUCGUGUUGGAGACCCUUCCGGCAAGAGCUUGGAGAGACAGCUCGACCUUGAUACUCUGUCCCGAAACACCACAGGAGUAACCAAUACGAUUACGAGAAUUCUGGGUGGGAUUUCCAUCUUGAAUAAUUAUGAUUGGUGGAAAGAGGUUCGGUUGUUAGAGUUUCUCAAAGAUGUGGGUCGGUAUGCAAGAGUGGGGAGCAUGAUAGCAAAGGAGAGUGUGAAGAAGAGGUUGGAGUCAGAACAAGGAAUGAGCUAUACUGAGUUCACUUACCAGUUAUUGCAGGGAUAUGAUUUCCUCCACCUCUUCCGCAAUGAAGGUGUUAAUGUCCAGAUUGGAGGUAGCGAUCAAUGGGGGAAUAUAACUGCAGGGACUGAACUCAUACGCAAGAUUCUUCGUGUGGAUGCUGCUGCUUAUGGCUUGACAUUUCCUCUUCUACUGAAGAGUGAUGGAACCAAAUUUGGCAAGUCCGAAGAUGGUGCCAUAUGGCUUUCGCCAUCCAUGUUGUCUCCCUAUAAGUUGUAUCAGUAUUUGUUCUCUGUUCCCGAUGUUGAUGUGGUCAGGUUUCUCAAGAUUCUCACUUUCCUGGACAUGGAUGACAUCAAACAGUUAGAGAGCGAGAUGGAGAGACCUGGAUACUUGCCCAACACAGCUCAGCGCAGGCUUGCUGAGGAGGUCACUCGUUUUGUGCAUGGUCAAGAUGGUCUGGACGAGGCCCUCAAGGCAACUGAAGCAAUGAGGCCUGGUGCUGAUACUAAAUUGGACUGGAACACCAUUAAAGCCAUUUCUGAGGAUGUCCCCUCAUGCUCAUUCCUGUAUCAUCAGGUCCUUGAUCUCUCUAUUCUUGAUCUCUCAGUUUCAUCUGGUUUGCUUGACAGCAAAUCUGCUGCCCGGCGUCUGUUGAAGCAAGGGGGACUUUACUUGAACAACUCCAAAGUUGAUAGUGAAAAUAAGAGAAUUGAACCUGAAGACAUUGUGGACGGGAAACUUCUGCUUUUAUCUGCAGGCAAGAAGAAUAAGGUUCUGGUACAGAUAAGCGACACCUGAGGGGUGCCUGUCUGAUGGUGUUUUGCUUUCGUUAAUGUGAAUCUGGUGAAAGUUGGAGUUUAAGAAGUUGGAUACGAGCAUCCUCCCUUUAAAGAUGACAUUUUUCGCUGUGGUUCUUGAAGGCUGAUGAGGCUUAAACGCAACUGUUUUCCCCCCGUUGUUUAGAUGAUUUGUUUUUCUCUUAAUUAAUUUGGUCUGUAUCAUAUUGAUUGGUCUAUUCUUUUACGUAAAGUUGAAAUGUUGAUCUAGUUUGACAAGAGUGCCUUGUAGUCAUGUAGCAUGUGCUUUUAAAAGGAUUGAAAGCGCUUUUAAAGAAAA